Molecule: messenger RNA, 2000 nt
Organism: Anoplopoma fimbria (sablefish)
Lineage: Eukaryota; Metazoa; Chordata; Actinopteri; Perciformes; Anoplopomatidae
Gene: ccr6a
Product: chemokine (C-C motif) receptor 6a
Exons: 2
Coding region: 86-1222 (378 amino acids)
Biological process (GO): G protein-coupled receptor signaling pathway; chemotaxis; immune response
Cellular component (GO): membrane
Molecular function (GO): chemokine receptor activity
Source: RefSeq, a predicted model, not a curated record
CCGCCUCAUCUUCACCAUCAUCUUCUUCAUCACCUUCAUCUUCACCUGUUUAAGCGUCGAGGGAAACUUCAACACUGUGAAGAAGAUGGACUACUCAGAAGACCAAAACUACCAGUCAGACGACGACUACAACAACACCGAUUACGAACUGAUCGGACCGUGUUCGCACCAGAACAACCAGAGCGUGGAGCAGGUGGUCGGUCCGUACGUCCACUCCAUCAUCUGCAUCCUGGGCUUCGUGGGUAACAGCCUGGUGAUCGUCACCUACGCCUUCUACAAGAGGACCAAGUCCAUGACGGACGUGUACCUGCUGAACGUGGCCGUGGCCGACCUGCUGCUCGUGGCGUCGCUGCCGCUCAUCGUCUACAACGAGCUGUCGGCGUGGUCGAUGGGCCCGGUGGCCUGCAAGCUGCUGCGCGGCUCCUACAGCGUGAACCUGUACAGCGGCAUGCUGCUGCUCGCCUGCAUCAGCACCGACCGCUACAUCGCCAUCGUCCAGGCCCGCCGCAGCUUCCGGCUGCGCUCUCUGUCCUACAGCCGCCUCAUCUGCGCCGUGGUGUGGGCGGCGGCCUUCCUGCUGUCCGUCCCCACCUUCUACUUCUACAACUGGUACGAGCCGACCCACAGCAUCGACGCCUUCAUGGAAGAGGACGAGGCCAACAGGACCGCCGGGCCUCCACAGUACGUGUGCGAGUUCCAGUUCCUGGACAACACCACGGCCUGGAGGACCAAGGUGGCGGUGCCCGGCACCCAGCUGGCCGUGGGCUUCUUCCUGCCGCUGCUCGUCAUGGUGUUCUGCUACAGCGCCAUCAUCGCCACCCUGCUGAGAGCCAGGAACUUCCAGCGGCACAAGGCGGUGCGGGUGGUUCUGGCCGUGGUGGUGGUGUUCGUGGUCUGCCACCUGCCCUACAACCUCACGCUGUUCUACGACACCACCACCAUGUUCCAGCUGCACAGCUGCGAGGAGUCGGACCUCCUGCAGACGGCCAAGACGGUGACGCAGACCGUGGCCUACCUGCACUGCUGCCUGAACCCGGUGCUGUACGCCUUCGUCGGGGUGAAGUUCAGGAACCACUUCAGGAAGAUCUUCCUGGACCUGUGGUGUCUGGGGAAGAGGCACAUCGCCCCGCGUCGCUUCUCCAGAGUCACCUCCAAGAUCUACGUGUCCACCCAGCGCUCGGUGGACAGGUCCAGUGAGAACGGCUCGUCGUUCACCAUGUGAGACCAGAACCUUCCUCCUGGGCCUCCUGGAUCUGAGGCCUGCCGGACUGGACUCGGUCCUGUAAAUCAGCUGUUUGCUUCCAGCUGUGGUUCUCAAUCGGAUUCACCAAAAGUUAAAUCUGAGAAAUGAGACCAAAAAAAUAUAUUUUUUAAAUCCGAUAAAAGUUUCUAAAGAAUCAACCUGAGAAGGAAACGUAUCACAGCGGAGAGACGGCAACAAAACUGUGCUUUAAAGAGUCCACAACCAGAACCACAACCAGAACCACAACCACAACCACAACCACAACCACAACCCUCUUUUUAAACUUCAGAACCACCUGAAGGUUCUAAACGUUCCUCUUUUAUACUUCUAUCUGAGCCGCUCUCACCAGAUGAACGAUAUUUAUCCGUCAGCUGUGAUUGGUUGAUCCUCAUCACAUGACGCCGCAACGGUCCAAAGUUUGCUUUUGAUCUUUUUUCGUACGCUUGUGUUGGCGCGCCCUCCUUAAGCCCACUAACCUGUUCUGAACGAAACCCGUCUGCUGUCAGGGUUCAGGGUUCAGGGUUCAGGGUUCACAUCAGAAUAUCUUCAGAGACUAAAGAUGGUGGUUUUGCUUUUGGUUCAGUAUUAAUAAGUUAAAACAGUUUAUUCUCUCAGCCCGUAAACAAACAUUUAACCCUCUGACAUCUGUGUGAACUAGAAAGGCCAGAACCCAAACCUUCAAAAUAAAAUACAGGAAGUGGUUUCAAACAGAAAGAUGAUAAAAUAAAACAGGACAUUUUUAAAUCGUUACAAUAAU